CGUCUUUCCGCUCAUCUUCCUCGUGCCGCUCUACUUUAUGAUUGGCUUUGACGCGUCCGACGCGACGCUCUUCUUUAGCUUUUACCUCUUCAUCAUGCUCAUCACGAGUGCGGCGACGGCCCUCGGCUACAUGGUGUCGUGCAUCGGCAAGAACGCGGACGUCGCCAACAUCCUCGGCAUCUUGUUUCUAUUGCCCGGCGUCAUCUUUGGCGGCCUCUUCCUCAACUCGAACGACAUUCCCGUCUACUUCAAGUGGUGCGAGUUCAUUACGCCGCUCAAGUAUGGCUUCCGGGGCAUCUCGCGCGCCUAUUGGAGCACGAUCAAGGACAUCCCUUGCAACCCGGGACAGACGUGCGCGGCGCGCAACGGCCAAGAGGUGCUCGUCAACCUCGGCUUGGACGAUGAGACGCUCUUGUACGACGUGGCUUUUAUGCUCUGGAUCAACGCCGCGUACCGUCUCGUGGGCCUCGGCGCGCUCUACCUCAAGGUCUACAAGCGCAUUUGAUGGUCUUGUUUUGAAAUAUACUACUUUUACUACAUAACAAGCAUUCCUAGUUUUCUG
This is a messenger RNA of Saprolegnia diclina VS20, 562 nucleotides long. RefSeq lists its product as hypothetical. Gene Ontology annotation, cellular component: membrane. Bases 38 to 505 code for a protein of 155 amino acids. The record is from RefSeq and is a predicted model, not a curated record. Lineage: Eukaryota; Oomycota; Saprolegniomycetes; Saprolegniales; Saprolegniaceae. Gene Ontology annotation, molecular function: ABC-type transporter activity. The transcript has a single exon.